Catharus ustulatus (Swainson's thrush) is the source of this 2118-nucleotide messenger RNA. RefSeq names its product RB binding protein 7, chromatin remodeling factor (gene RBBP7). The transcript is spliced from 11 exons. Gene Ontology annotation, molecular function: histone binding. Lineage: Eukaryota; Metazoa; Chordata; Aves; Passeriformes; Turdidae. Bases 295 to 1710 code for a protein of 471 amino acids. The record is from RefSeq and is a predicted model, not a curated record. Gene Ontology annotation, biological process: regulation of gene expression. Gene Ontology annotation, cellular component: nucleus; ESC/E(Z) complex; NuRD complex.
CCUAGCCGCGCAGCCUUUUCAGGGCCGAGGGCCCGCAAACCGGCCUGGCACGGCGGCUUCGGAGCUCUCUGCACACCUUCGCUCCUUCUCCCUCCCACCUGCCUUUCCAGGGGCUCCUGUGCGCGCUCCCUCCUUCCUCUCCCUGCCGCCUCCUCCUUCGGCCCGACAUGGCGGGCAAGGACGGUAGGAGCGGCCCUGCCCGCCCCCGUGCCCGGCCGGGCGGUGGGUGUGAGGGUGCGUGUGCCCGGGGGUGGUGGAGCGGGGCCGGCCGCUCCGGGAUUCCUGCCCGAGGACAUGCCGCGGGAGAUGGGAGCGGGCAUGGCCGGCUGCAGUUUCCGUCCCGCCGGCCGCCCCCGAGGGCCCUGCGGGACCCCCGCUCCUGCCCCGUGCCCGCCCCGGUGGAGCCCCGGCCGGGGCUGCUCCCUCUUCAGCCCCUCCACCGCCGGUUCAUCCCUUCCCGCAGUGGUGGAGGAGCGUGUCAUCCGCGAGGAGUACAAGAUCUGGAGAAAGAACACCCCGUUCCUGUACGACCUGGUGAUGGUGCACGCCCUGGAGUGGCCCAGCCUCACGGUGCAGUGGCUGCCUGCUGUGACCAGGCUGGAAGGAAAGGAUUACGCUUUGCACUGGCUGGUUUUGGGAACACACACAUCUGAUGAGCAGAACCACCUGGUUAUUGCCAGAGCCCAGAUUCCCAGCAAUGAUCAGUUUGAUGCUUUGCAGUCUGACAGUGAGAAAGGAGAAUUUGGUGGCUUUGGAUCUGCGACUGGCAAAAUUGAAAUGGAGAUUAAAAUUAACCAUGAAGGUGAAGUGAACCGUGCCCGUUACAUGCCACAGAAUCCCUCUGUCAUUGCGACAAAAACACCCUCUGCUGAUGUGCUGGUGUUUGACUACACUAAACAUCCUUCAGAACCAGACCCAAGUGGAGAGUGUAAUCCUGACCUUAGAUUAAGAGGACACCAGAAGGAAGGCUAUGGUUUGUCAUGGAACUCAAAUUUGAGUGGACAUCUUCUCAGUGCAUCAGAUGAUCAUACGGUGUGUUUGUGGGAUAUAAGUGCUGGACCCAAAGAGGGCAAGAUUGUUGAUGCAAAAGCCAUCUUUACUGGGCACUCUGCAGUAGUGGAAGAUGUGGCAUGGCACUUGCUCCAUGAGUCUCUGUUUGGAUCUGUGGCAGAUGAUCAGAAGCUUAUGAUCUGGGACACAAGAUCUAACACCACAUCCAAGCCGAGUCACUCAGUGAAUGCUCACCCAGCUGAGGUCAACUGUCUGGCCUUCAAUCCUUACAGCGAGUUCAUUCUGGCAACUGGCUCUGCUGACAAGACGGUGGCUCUGUGGGAUCUUCGAAACUUAAAGCUGAAACUCCAUUCUUUUGAGUCUCAUAAGGAUGAGAUUUUUCAGGUUCACUGGUCUCCUCAUAAUGAAACCAUUCUUGCUUCAAGUGGUACCGAUCGUCGCCUUAACAUGUGGGAUCUAAGUAAAAUUGGAGAAGAGCAGUCUGCAGAGGAUGUACAAGAUGGGCCUCCUGAGCUGCUGUUUAUGCAUGGAGGACACACUGCCAAAAUCUCAGACUUCAGUUGGAAUCCUAAUGAGCCUUGGGUAAUCUGUUCUGUAUCAGAGGACAACAUAAUGCAGAUCUGGCAGGUGGCAGAAAACAUUUACAGUGAUGAAGAACUAGAUAUAACAGCAGCUGAACUGGAAGCUCAAGGAAUAUAGCUUUUCUCCUUUAAGGAACUACUGGGAAUGCCAUAGUCAAAUUCUAUUACUACUGUAUGCAUAAAAUAAAGCCCUGAAAAAAAAACCCAAAACCAAAUACCAAACCAAAACCCCACAAUCACUGGGCAGAAGUAUUGCAUCAAAACAAGAAUAUUCCUAAUCAGAUUAAAAAAGCUUUUUGCUUAACCAAGUUAUCAUGGGAUACCCUUGGUUCUGUGGGCACUUUGAGCUGUUACAUACUGUACAGCAAUUGGCUUAAGAGAAAAUAAGAUUAUUUAAUACCUCUGUCUAUAUUUUUAAAUAAACUAUUCCUGUAAAUAAAAUGAUCAUAUCCUCACUCUUCACACAUAAAAACUGUGUAAAAAAACACCCCUUUUUAUUAAUAUGUAAAAAGAACUUAUCACUUUA